GUCUUCAUCGAUGGCAUGUAAUAAACUCCCGCCAAACACGCACAUUCCUCCAUCCCACGUCUUUUCCCUUAACAAAACAACCUUUUACAACCAUGCAAACAAACCAAUGUAACAUGCGCUAACUCCACCGGUUUUAUCAACCACCACCACCACCCCCACAUCGCCGCCCGUUGGUUGAAGAAGAUAAAGAAACAACAAGGAUCUCAUCAGGGUUUUGCUUUGUCUGUUCUGGUGAUUCUUGAAUAAAUAUUGUGUUUGGUUUCAAGAUUUUUGAAUUUUUGGGAAAAAAAAGGGUGGUGAGAAAGGAUGAAUCUUUUGUGGAAAGAUCCUGGGAUUCCUACCGAUUCGUUCUAUGAGGUUAGAGCUGAAUGCACCGAUGUUCCGAAAACCAAGUUUAAGAUCAAGUCUGGCAAGACCCUUAGUGUAAGGAAGUGGAAAUCUGCAUUCAGUCCUGAAGGCCAUCUUGAUAUAGGUCAGACCCUUGGUCGAAUUUAUCGUGGGGGGAUACAUCCAACAAUUAGAGGAGAGGUAUGGGAAUUUCUACUCGGUUGUUUUGAUCCAAAAAGCACAUAUGAGGAAAGAAACGAGAUUAGACUAACCCGAAGAGAAGAGUACGUACGGCUAAAAGAACUAUGCACAUAUAUGUUCCCUCUUGUUGGAAGUGGCAAGCUUAUCACUGCUCCAGUCAUAACAGAAGACGGUUCUCCAACCCAAGAUCCUGUUGCCCUUCUACAAGCAAACCCCGAAACGCUUAUGACACCAACAACUCAAGCAACAAUUGGUUCAGAUUCAGCUACGUCUUGUCCUAAGGAGGAAGACAAGAAGAUAAUCCAAUGGAAACUUAACCUACAUCAAAUAGGUCUUGAUGUGGUUCGCACGGACAGGACACUCGUAUUUUAUGAAAAACAGGAGAAUUUAUCUAAACUUUGGGAUGUUCUUUCUGUCUAUGCUUGGUUUGAUAAAGAAGUCGGCUAUGGUCAAGGGAUGAGUGAUCUUUGUUCUCCCAUGAUUAUGCUUCUUGAAGAUGAAGCAGACGCGUUUUGGUGCUUUGAACGUCUAAUGCGCAGAUUGCGAGGGAACUUCAAAUGCGUAGGAAGUUCUGUGGGGGUGGAGUCACAGCUUUGCAAUUUAGCAAAUGUUAUUCAAGUUGUUGACCCGAAACUUCAUAAGCAUUUGGACUACAUAGGUGGUGGUGAUUAUCUAUUUGCAUUCCGGAUGCUUAUGGUGUUAUUCAAACGAGAAGUUUCUUUUGGUGAUUCGUUGUACUUAUGGGAGAUGAUGUGGGCUUUGGAGUAUGAUCCAGAUCUAUACACUUUGUAUGAGGAAUCUGAUUCCGACAAGCCCGAAGAUGCUAAAGGAAAACCAAAAUCAUCGCGCCAAUGUGGAAAAUAUGAAAGAGAAUACUUGAGAAGUGGGGCCAAAAAUGGAGAGCCGCUCCCCAUUUCUGUGUUUCUUGUCGCGAGCGUGCUCAAGGAGAAAAGUGUCAAAUUGCUCACCGAAGCCAAGGGACUCGACGAUGUUGUCAAGAUAUUGAAUGACACUUCGGGUAAUCUGGAUGCUAGAAAAUCUUGCUCGGGUGCUAUGAAACUUCACAAAAAGUAUCUGAAAAAGGUGAAGAUGGAGAAGCCAGCUUCAUGAAUGAGGCUUUGAAAGAUCAACAAAAAGAAGACCAAUGUCGUAUUAUGUAUGAGUGUAUAAUUCUUUUAGUAGACAAUGUGCAUAAACCAUUAACAUAUAUACGUGAUUCUUUUUCUUUCUUGAGCUUCAA
Messenger RNA from Helianthus annuus (common sunflower), 1768 nucleotides. Its product is annotated as GTPase-activating protein GYP7. Gene Ontology annotation, biological process: activation of GTPase activity. Bases 307 to 1638 code for a protein of 443 amino acids. The record is from RefSeq and is a predicted model, not a curated record. Gene Ontology annotation, molecular function: GTPase activator activity. The transcript has 12 exons. Lineage: Eukaryota; Viridiplantae; Streptophyta; Magnoliopsida; Asterales; Asteraceae.